Molecule: messenger RNA, 324 nt
Organism: Phyllotreta striolata
Lineage: Eukaryota; Metazoa; Arthropoda; Insecta; Coleoptera; Chrysomelidae
Source: the annotation of a GenBank genome assembly
AUGAAUAAUCAAAAUGCAACUGAAAAAAACAACACCGCUGAUGGAGUUAGCGAAGUUGAAUAUACCCGUGAACAAAAAAUAGUGGCUGCUGUUUGGAUGCACGAAAGAAAGUACAAUUUUCAAACGUACGACGAUAUUAGAAAGAACUUCCAAAUACGAUUUCAGUUACCUGCACCGGAUCCCAAGGAGAUAAACAACUGGGAAAAGCAAUUGUUCUCCGUCGGCGAAAUUGACAAUAACACUUCCAAAGAAGGACUUGGUGGUAUACUUGGCAUUGAUGAUGAAUUCUCUGAUGUAGGCUUUAGUGAUGAGGAAUCUGAUUAG